AUGGGUGUCAUUUGGGAUCUUCUUGAGCGGGCAGCCUGCCUCGCUAUCACUGCUGUCGCUCUUUUGGAAGGCCGUGCUGGCGCCACCUUCAACGGCACGCCCUCGGUCUUGACCGAGCAAGGUCUGGUCAGGGGAUUUGUGGAGAGCGACACCAAUGUUUUUCUGGGAAUCCCCUUUGCGCAAUCGACUGCGGGUCAGAAUCGGUGGAAGGCUCCUCAGAGCUUAACCAAGUCCGCUACGGCUGAGUUCGAUGCGACCUCCUAUGGCCCUUCGUGUGCGCAGGCUAUGUCCGGCAACAAAAUCGUUGCCCAGGGCGAGGACUGCUUGAACCUAAAUAUCUGGACCCCUCAGAACGGCUCUAACCUACCCGUCUUUGUCUACAUCUAUGGUGGUGCGAUGGUCACUGGUGGCAAUAGCAAUGCUCAGUGGCAGGGACACAACUUCGCUCGCAAGGAUGUGAUCUACGUAAACGUCAACUACCGUGAGAGCAUUUAUGCUUCUCCCAACGCUCCCGAGCUCGACGGCCAGUCGCAGAACUUCGGCAUCCUCGAUAUCGAGAUGGCGUUGCAAUGGGUUUACGACAAUAUCAGAGGAUUUGGUGGUGAUAAGACCCGCAUUGUUUUGGGUGGUCACUCCUCCGGCAGUGUUCAUGUUGAUCAUUACCUGUGGAAUCAUCCCAAGACAUUCCUGGCGGGCGCCAUCGAAAUGUCCGCCAAUGCCGAGUCGGGACCCGCCAUCGCCCCUUCCGGCGUCGCCUUGACCCAAGUGGCUCAGGACAUUGAAGCCGCCGGUGUUACACUCAGCUGUGACUCCAGCAACCCGACUCUGGAUUGUCUUCGUGAGGUAGAUGUGUACGGAAUCCAGACGUCCUACUUCAACUCGACCUCCAACACCUGGUUCUCCCCGAUUGUGGAUAACAUCACCCGCUUCGCUGACUACAAGUCGCGCUUCACCGCUGGCAACUACCCCAAGUCGGUCCCCUUGAUUGUCGGCAACUCCGACCAGGAGGGCAAGCUCUUCGGUAUGGUUUACUCCAGCGAGAACACCGAUUUCUCCAAAUGGAUCAACACCUUCGAUGCCGACAUGGCCCAUGUGCCGGAUGACGAGCUCCUGGCAGCCUACAACGCCUCGGACUAUGAAACGGUCUCCCUCAUGAGCGGCGCCUCCUACGGAGACGCUCGAUUCUUCUGUCCCACCGACUACCUGAUCGACGUCCGUGCCAACGAGCAGCCUACCUGGGUGUACCGUUGGUUCGGUGAUUACGACAACGUCAUAGGCAUCUCAGGCAUCGGCGCAUCGCACGGAAGCGAAGUGCCUUUCUUCCACGGAGGCAACGAGUGUUUCUCGAAACUGACCGACGUUACAGAGGCGGAGCAGGCGUUGGCUGAUUACAUGAACGACUGGUUUGUUGCCUGGAUCAAGAACCCCAGCGCGGGACCUGGCUGGGACCAAGCCAAGCCCACCAACGGGCCCUUGGCGAAGCUCGGUGUUCCUGGCAACGAGCUGGCCAUUGAAAUCGGAAGCACCGGCGACUACAACGGCCGCUGCCAAUCCGUGUUCAACCCCAACAUCCCCAAGUACCCGGUGGUCCAGAACCCGGUCACCCUGGCCGCAUCCUCCUAA
Molecule: messenger RNA, 1623 nt
Organism: Aspergillus bombycis
Lineage: Eukaryota; Fungi; Ascomycota; Eurotiomycetes; Eurotiales; Aspergillaceae
Product: carboxylesterase
Exons: 5
Coding region: 1-1623 (540 amino acids)
Source: RefSeq, a predicted model, not a curated record